Molecule: messenger RNA, 1963 nt
Organism: Choloepus didactylus (southern two-toed sloth)
Lineage: Eukaryota; Metazoa; Chordata; Mammalia; Pilosa; Megalonychidae
Gene: TCIM
Product: transcriptional and immune response regulator
Exons: 1
Coding region: 62-382 (106 amino acids)
Biological process (GO): endothelial cell activation involved in immune response; negative regulation of Notch signaling pathway
Cellular component (GO): nucleus; cytosol
Molecular function (GO): Notch binding
Source: RefSeq, a predicted model, not a curated record
AUGAUUUCGCUACAGACUCUCUCAAGAGGCCAGGCGCUGAAUUCCGGGAGAUCCCACAUCGAUGAAAGCAAAGCCAAGCCGCCAAGCCAUCGUCAUGUCCACCUCGCUGAGAGUCAGCCCGUCCAUCCACGGCUACCACUUUGACACAGCCUCCCGUAAGAAAGCCGUGGGCAACAUCUUCGAAAACAUAGAUCAAGAAUCACUGCAAAGGCUCUUCAAAAACUCGGGAGACAAGAAAGCAGAGGAGAGAGCCAAGAUCAUUUUUGCAAUCGAUCAAGAUUUGGAGGAGAAAACACGAGCCCUGAUGGCUCUGAAGAAGAGGACGAAAGACAAGCUUCUCCAAUUUCUGAAACUGCGGAAAUACUCCAUUAAAGUUCACUGAGGACGAGAGAGUGGACAAGGAGAACGAACAUUUAAAGACCAAAAGUGAGUUUGUGAGAUCCUAACACGUGCAGCCUUUUGGUGCUGCCUUGCAAGCUUCUCUUCUGUCAGGACUCCGGAGCCCGGGAAGGAACAGCACGAACUGGUUAUAGUGACUCAAACCGAUUUCAAACCCUGUGCUGUUACAGUGGAGAGCAAAACGCUUUCGGCCAGGAUUGAAAGCUUGCCCCGCAGGAAAGGACUGAUGCUGGUGCUAAGAGAAGAGUCUGGGCAGAUGUAAUGGGAACUGAAGAUAGCAGAGGGCUUGGGAAGGAAUGCAUCAGGGUCACUUUAUCAGGCCCUGAGGACUUAAAUUCAACAUGAACUAUUUUUUAAAACCAAACUGGGCAGGGGAAGGGAGGAGGGAGCAGGGAGCGGGAGAACAAGCAGAAAAAAACCAUGCUCAAAUUGUUUACUGAGUUUUUAAUUUGAAUGUUCAAUAUGUUACCAAGCCUCAAUAGUUGUCUAUUGGUGUAGCAUUUUAGCGAUCAGUAAUUGAUUAUUUAUUUGCAUUUAUUACAAUGCCUGAAAAAGUGCACCACAUGGGUGCAAAGACAAAUCCAAGUAACCGCAAUACUUUUAGCAGCUUGGAAAAACUCUAUGCCACCUUUUCUGGUUUGUAAAGGUUUUUAUACAUUUCAAACGGUUGCACAAAAGCUAAAAAUAAUGGGGUCUUUCAUAAAUCCUAAGUACUGUGAAAAAAUUUUAUAAUGUUUUUUAUCUUCUGACUAAUGUUAAAAUAUAAUCUAAUUGAAUUUCUUACAUUUACUGCAUUAAGUAUUAGGAAGUGAAUAUUAUCCACUAUAUAGUUUAUAAAGGUGAUACGGUUUCUAUAAUUUAUUAUAUAUGGAAAGUGAUAUGCAACCGUAAUAAAUUAUUAUAAAUCUAGCCACUCUUGGUCUGUGUUGCUUGGUCUCAAAGGGAAAAUAAGAAAGUGAAGUUUGAUUAUUAUAAGCUUUUCUAAGGCUUUGACUCUAAGAAUAAAAGGUCAUUUUAGAGUAGCUUUACAUUCAUAGCCAAACUCUUUUAAAACAAGUUUUUACAUCAAAUAUCCAGGAAGUUUCUCCAUCCCAACUUUAAAGUGUAAGAUACAGACAUAGAAAUUCAUAGACUGGCUCAUCAGCAUUGCUGUUUAUGUCUCCAUUCAGGAGGCGUUUAAAAAGACUUUUCUCCCUGAAUUUUUGAAAUUUGUCCUCUGUGACUGGAGUAACUGUCCCCAUUUGUAGAAAACUCAUUUUAGACCCAGCAUAUGGUAUUGCUAAGCAAAUAUUUAUUUAUCUAAAAAAAAUAUAUUUUGGAGUAAGAGUCUGAAUUAUGAUUAAGAUUCUGUAGGCUAUCAAUAUUUAUUUAAUAUAAACCAAUAUGGGAAUAACAUUAUGGUCCCUUUGCCUAUUUCCUCCUACAGUUAUAUAAUAAAAUAUCUCUAAGGAGUCAUAAUGCCUGCUCUGCUUUCCUAACAAGAAGAUAAAAAAUUUCUCAGAAAUUAAGCAUUUCAGAAACACCUACAAAGGUUUUUGAAGAUGCUGAUCAUAGUAAAAUAGGA